Molecule: messenger RNA, 1864 nt
Organism: Ricinus communis (castor bean)
Lineage: Eukaryota; Viridiplantae; Streptophyta; Magnoliopsida; Malpighiales; Euphorbiaceae
Exons: 4
Coding region: 150-1667 (505 amino acids)
Biological process (GO): regulatory ncRNA-mediated gene silencing
Source: RefSeq, a predicted model, not a curated record
GCAGCACACAACAAAAUUGAAGCAAAGAAGAAUCAUAUCUCAUCACCGAAGCAAGAAUCUCAAUAUUGUAAUUCUAUAUAUUGCCAUACAUAUAUGUCUGUAGAUUCUGAAACAAAUUGAGGAACCCUAGCUAAUCACAAUUCCCGAGGAUGAACGCUGGUGGCUCCCGCCCUAAAUCCUUCAGCAAACCAUCCUCCUCCGCUUCCCACCGCAAAUCACGCUGGGAGUCAUCUUCUACCAAUAAUCCGACGUCGGAUUCGAAAUCAAAUCAUCAAACCAAACAACCUCCUUCAAAUUCAAAUCCAUCUCCCAAACCUCUUACUAAUAAUAAUAACAAUACUAAUAAUAGAACACCUGCUACUCCUAGCAACAGCUCACUUCCACCGGGUUCCACAUUGCCCUUCCAUGACCUGGCCCCACCACCUCCGCCCGUACCUCCACCUCCACCUCCACCUACCUACGGCUUUCACAUGCUUGAGCGUCGUACAAUUGCUCUUGCCGAUGGUAGCGUCCGCUCUUACUUCGCUCUCCCUACCGAUUACCAGGACUUCCCUCUUCGUCCUCCCCUGCGGUUUCCUCCCCUGGGUCCCAAUCCUGACUUCCCUGGUGGUCCCCGCUUCCCUCCAAUGAGCCCUCAAGGGUUAGGGUUUCGUGAUCAUAAUCAAAAUAAGAGGAAAUUUGGUGGUGGCGGGGAAUUUAGCAGGUAUGGUAAUAAUAAUAACAAUACUAACGGGUCUUAUCAUCCGGAUCAGUUGAUGGCGGGGACAAGUACAAGUAGUAGUCCCUUUAGGAGAAGCUUUGGUGAUGAUUUUAGAGCUGCCAAACAUAUGAGAUUUGGUGAUAAUGAUCUUAAUAUUAAUAACAAUAAGCAUCCUGAAGUGGACCACAUUAAGCUAAAUAAGGCGUUUUUGCAUUUUACUAAGUUGAUUAAUGAGACUGAGGCUGACAGAAAGCGUUAUUUGGAAAAUGGCAAGCAAGGCCGCCUUAUGUGUUUGGUUUGCGGCAGGUCUUCCAAAGACUUCCCAGACACGCAUGCUCUUGUAAUGCACACGUACAACUCAGAUAAUGCUGACUUGCGUGUGGAUCACUUGGGCUUACACAAAGCUCUCUGUAUUUUAAUGGGAUGGAACUACUCAAAGCCUCCUGAUAAUGCAAAGGUGUAUCAGCUAUUACCUGCUGAUGUAGCAGCAACAAACCAAGAUGAUUUAGUUAUGUGGCCUCCUAUGGUGAUAAUUCAUAAUACAGUUACAGGAAAGGGUAAAGAUGGGCGCAUUGAAGGUCUGGGAAACAAAGCAAUGGAUAACAAAAUAAGAGAUCUUGGAUUUUCUGGUGGCAAGUCAAAGUCCUUGUAUGGAAGAGAUGGUCAUCUGGGCAUAACUCUUAUAAAGUUCAGUAGUGAUCAAUUUGGUCUGAAGGAGGCUUUGCAGCUGGCAGAACACUUUGAGAAGGAAAAUCAUGGGCGUAAGGCUUGGGGAUGCAUACAGCCUCUGUCAUUGGGUAAGGAUGAUGAGAAGAAUCCCAACCUCGUGAAGGUAGAAAGGAGUGGGGAGAAAAAAAGGAUUUUAUAUGGCUAUCUUGGAACAGCUGCUGAUCUCUACAAGGUUGAUUUUGAAACAAGGAAGAAAUUAACAAUUGAGAGCCAGAGGGACUAUAAAGCAUCCAAGUAAAUUCUAAACGACUUACAAGAGGACCAAGAGCGGACAACAGGAAAUUGUACGAUCGAGGCUUGGAUUUUUGCCUAAUUUAUUUUCACUUUCCUGAAAGAUUUCAUUGACACCUUAUCAUAAUGUCCAUUACUUGUAUUCUUGUGAUCUUAAUUACUUGAAACAUGCAUGCUUAUUUAAUGUAGUAGUUGUCCUUCAUU